Messenger RNA from Euleptes europaea (tarantolino), 1848 nucleotides. It is a transcript of the gene TBXAS1, whose product is annotated as thromboxane A synthase 1. NCBI's taxonomy places the organism in Eukaryota, Metazoa, Chordata, Lepidosauria, Squamata, Sphaerodactylidae. The coding region runs from base 210 to 1808 and encodes 532 amino acids. The record is from RefSeq and is a predicted model, not a curated record. The transcript is spliced from 14 exons. Gene Ontology annotation, molecular function: heme binding; steroid hydroxylase activity; iron ion binding.
AAAGCAACCCACAUUCUUUGCCACUCCUUUUUGAGCGUGCAAGCAAUGCAGUAUCUACCUGAGAAGCAGCCAACCAGGAACUUAUGGACAAAGCAUGCUAGAGCUUUAAGAUCCUCAUCUCAGUUAACAGUGGAAGCCUUUCAUCUUCCAACCAAAGAGACUUCUCCCCUUUUGACCUGUCUACCAGUCAACUACAGCAGUCAAAGAAAAUGGGUCUUCUGGAUGUUUUGAGGUUUAGCUUUGUAGAAAUGAGCGGUACAGCAGCCACAGUGACCUUCUUUGUGAUCUUCUUGAUUCUACUGUGUUGGUACUCGACCUCCGCAUUUUCCAAGCUAGAGAAGGUGGGCAUUCAUCAUCCUCCACCUUUGCCUUUCAUUGGAAACCUGCUGUUCUUUCGUGAGGGAUUUUGGGAAAACCACAACAAAUUGAUAAAUGAGUAUGGACCUGCCUGCGGGUACUACAUUGGCCGUCGUGCAUUUGUGGUGGUUUCCGAUCCAGAUAUGAUAGAGCGUAUCUUAGUGGAAGACUUCAGAAACUUUACUAACAGAAUGACUCCAGCCGUAAUAUCUAAGCCGAUGGCAGACAGCAUCCUCACUUUGCGCGACGAGAGAUGGAAAGAGGUUCGAAGCCUGUUGACCCCUGCCUUCAGCGCUGCAAAGAUGAAAGAGAUGACUCCACUAAUCAACCAGGCAUGCAACAUCCUGCUGAGUCACUUAAAGGUCUAUGCAGAUUCUGGCGCCGCUUUUGACAUCCAAAGGAAUUAUGCCUCCUUCACCCUGGACGUUGUUGCUAGUUUGGCCUAUGGUAUCCAAGUGGAUUCCCAGAAGAACCCUAGUGACAGCUUUGUUCAGAACAGCAAAAGAUUUUUUGAACUUUCAAUGUUUAAACCCCUCUUAAUUCUAACCAUUGCAUUUCCGUUCAUAAUGAUUCCCCUGAUCCGGAUUUUUCCAAAUAAGAAGCAAAGCAAGGUGAAUGGAUUUUUUAUCAGUGCCAUUAAGAAUAUGAUUGCCUUGAGAGACCAGCAAGACACAGACGAGAGACGUAGGGACUUCCUCCAGCUGAUGCUUGAUGCCCGGAACCCUGCCAAUGACACCAGCAUGGAACAUUUUGACACCGUCAGCCAAGGUCUGGAGGAAAGCAAGACAGCUGCUAACAAAGAGCUCCCAAAGAAGCAGCCUAAAACAUUGAGUAAUGACGAGAUAUCUGGCCAGGCCUUCUUGUUCUUGAUCGCUGGCUACGAAACCGCCAACAGCACCCUCUCUUUCGCCACGUACCUGCUAGCCACCAAUCCCGAGUGCCAGGAGAAGUUGCUCCGCGAGGUAGAUGAAUUCUUUGCAAAACAUAAUGUUCCUGACCACCAAAACAUCCAUGAACUCCUCUAUCUGGAUAUGGUGAUAGCAGAGACUCUACGCAUGUAUCCACCUGCAUUCAGGUUCACCCGUGAAGCAUCAAAAGACUGUGUAAUUUUGAGACAACGCGUACCUGCUGGUUUUAUAGUAGAAAUCGCUGCUGGGCAGCUCCAUUACAACCCAAAGAUCUGGCCAGAUCCUGAGAAGUUUAUUCCUGAGAGGUUUACAGCAGAGGCCAAGCGGCAGCGCCAUCCCUUCUCCUAUCUGCCCUUUGGGGCAGGCCCUCGGGGCUGCAUCGGGGUGAAGCUGGCUUUGACGGAGCUCAAGAUUACACUGCUAAGAAUCUUGCAGAAGUUCAGGUUUCAAACCUGCCCCGAGACUCAGAUUCCUUUGCAGCUGAAAUCUCAAGCCACCCUAGGACCAAAGAAUGGAGUCUACAUUAAGAUAGCUUCGAGAUAGAACAGAACCCGAUUUCUACGCGCCUUCCAAGGAGAUGACA